This is a messenger RNA of Mercenaria mercenaria, 1993 nucleotides long. RefSeq lists its product as uncharacterized. The record is from RefSeq and is a predicted model, not a curated record. The coding region runs from base 122 to 1102 and encodes 326 amino acids. NCBI's taxonomy places the organism in Eukaryota, Metazoa, Mollusca, Bivalvia, Venerida, Veneridae. The transcript is spliced from 7 exons.
UUUCCUGGUUUACAGAUAUGAGAAAUAUUCCCGACAUAGUACCUGGAAUUGCAGAUUUAGGUUGCAUCCGAAUACCAAUAAAGUGCUCUUCAAUGAAAGGAAUGUUGAAGCAUUUAGCUACAUGUAUAUGGAUAGUGAUGAAUGCAAACAACGUCUUUCAGAUAUAUCAUGCAGUCUCAGCAAAAUGCUCGGUUUUUCUUGCGGCCUUUCGUGGACCAUAGCACCUGACAGUUUACAAAAUGUUAUGAAAACAUUAUCGGAAGAAUUAAAAAUUGUGCUUCCAUUUGAAAGUAAAUCACUGAAAGGCUUAACAAAUAUGUGGACUUUCUUCGAGGGAGAGGAAGCCAAAAGUCACCUAACAAAAAUAUCGGAAACGUUAUCAAAAAUUGUUGAUGCAAACGUGAGUCUGACUGCAUCAGUUGUAAUGGACCAGUUUACAAAGGCGGUGUAUGAAAGAAGUAAAGAUAACAUAUCAAGUUCAAUAGAUGCAAAGGUGCAGGGACAGAAACAACUAGGAAACAUUCAAGAAAAACCAGAGGAAUCGUUGCAAGAACACGCUGAAGAAAUGAAGUCGGAGAAAAAAAGCCCAAAGCCAAAGAGAAAAGAACAUGAUUCUAAAAGCAGGAAAAAGGGAGCAGUCGGAAAGCUAAAAGACUUCGUGUCCUCAACAUUUUCGUUUUUACAAUUUAAGUCUUACAGAAAUAAAGAUGAUGGAAGAACCACAUAUGAAGGCACAGCAGAUGGAAAUAAUGAUGAACGGGGAACUACAAAAAUGGACAUUUCACCAAGUUUUGAGUCUUUAAAAGAAUCAGGUCAAGUAAACAAAAUCAGUAGUACCAAAAUUAAGAAGACAACAUAUCAUGUACAUACGAAUACCGCUACCCUCAACUUUAAUCAAGAACACCAAGGAAAACGGAAUUUAGAAAUACAGAAUGUAUCUAAACCCAUAGAUGUAGAAGCUUGUUUAGAGAACGUAUCUGCAAACAAACCUUCCCCAUUACCACCCCAAAUGCAGAAGCUGAAGGUCCUGGAACUCGAAAUGUCUCAGCCUGACAGUGGAAUACACACAAUAGAUCAAACAUAUGAAAAAACACAGCAGUGAUAUGAUCCAUAAACAGCUUUGCGUAGAGUAUCAAGGAAAAUAUGUUAUGGACUUAAUAAUAAUUGUUGCGUAUAACUGCUGAAGAGACGUUGUUUUAUAAGAAAUAAUUGAAUUUAGCUGUCAUUGAGACUAGCCAACGGUGCAUUUAAUUACCGAAAAGUUUGCCAGUUAUUAAAAUUCACCCCUUGGUUGGAUGAAUACAGCUAUAAUUUCUAAAUUGUAUUUGUCUAUACUUCAAGAUAUCUACACAAGUUAAUAGGCAAUUCUUUUCACACACCAAUGAAACAUUUGAGAACUUUUCUACUGUUCCAUUCCGAAAAUUGUUCAGUUGUAUAAAAGACAUUGUGCUUGUUGAUUUUUGCUUCUACGAUACGAAUUCACAGGAUAAGACAUUGAGUCGUCAUCAGCAUUCACUUUCGUGUAAUUUGGAAUUCACAUUCAAGCUCGUUUACGAAACAAUAUAAAUAAAUGAGAACUAAGAUACUGAUAUUCCUACUUCACAACGGAUAUCUCGUAUAACUAGAAAUUUGUAUGUUUAUUGUUUCGUUUCUCAGUGUGAUAUAAACAUUUUCCAAUGAACUAUGUGUUCUUAAGAACGAGCUACUUCAAAAAGUUUAUUGAUGUAGGCUAAGUUAUUUGUCUUUAAUAAAAUUUAAGGUGCUACAUAUAUGAAAUAUUAGAAAUCAGUGAGUAGGACAUUAAUGAAACAUUGAUUCUAUUUUGGGCUGCAUUUGAUUUUGUAUACAAAUACGCAUACUUUACUGCUCAAAAUUGGCAAGAAUUGAAGUAAAACAAUUGAGUCCAGUUGUUCUGAAGCAUAAUUUACUUCAGUAACUGUAAUACAAAGGGAGACGAAUCAAUGAAAUAAACAAGGUAUUCACUUUAAAAUUA